AUGUCUUUUAGCUUAAAGUUUUUCAAAUUUACCAUCACUAUGAAAUAUAAUAAAAUAACACCCGAAAUAUUUUUUUUAAAAGCCUAUAUAGUUGAAGGCUACAAAGUGGGCGAGAUCCUAAACGAGGGCAAGACCAAGAUAGUCUACGAUCACCCGAGCUACCGAAAACACUGUGUACUCUGGAGCAAGGAUCGCAUUACAGCUGGGAAUGGGGUCAAGGCCCACGAUAUCGAGGGCAAGGGCGAGAUCUCCAAUACCACCAACGGCCAGGUGUUCCAACUUCUCAAGACGGCAGGUAUUUCUACCCACUAUGUUGAGUCGUAUGGAUCGAAGGCCUUCAUCGCCCUCAAGUGCCAAAUGCUACCCAUUGAGUGGGUAAUUCGACGCCUCGCCUUCGGAUCUUUCCUUAGACGGAACGUGGGCGUGCCGGAGGGCUAUAGAUUCUCUCCUCCGAAACAGGAGACCUUCUUCAAGGAUGAUGCCAACCAUGAUCCCCAGUGGAGCGAGGAGCAGAUCGUGUCCGCCAAGUUCGAGCUCAAUGGCCUGGUGAUCGGUCAAGAUGAAAUCGACAUAAUGCGUAGAACCGCCCUGGUGGUCUUUGAAAUCCUAGAGAGGGCAUGGCAGACUAAGAACUGCACCCUGGUGGACAUGAAAGUGGAGUUCGGUAUCGAUGUCGAUGGCAACAUAGUCCUGGCCGAUAUCAUUGACUCUGAUUGCUGGCGCUUGUGGCCUUCGGGGGACAAACGUCUGAUGGUGGAUAAGGAGACCUAUCACGUUCUGACGGACGUAACUGCCAGCGAUCUGGACACCGUGAAGCAGAACUUCACUUGGGUGUCAAAGCAAUUGGACGACAUUAUUCCCCAAAAGGAUCAUCUCGUUGUGGUCCUGAUGGGCAGUGCCUCCGACACAAGGCACAGCGAAAAGAUCGCAACCAGCUGCCGCUCCCUGGGCCUAAACGUCGUGCUCCGAGUGACCUCCGCCCACAAGGGAUCCGAGGAGACGCUGCGCAUCGUCCGGAAAUACGAGUCCGUGAUCCAGAACCUCAUAUUCGUGGUCGUGGAGGGGCGUUCGAAUGGUCUGGGUGCCGUCGUGUCGGGCAGCACCAACUAUCCGGUCAUCAACUGUCCGCCCGUGGAGUCCAACAGCAGCCUGAAUUUUCCUUCGGAACUGGGCUGCAUCCUGAAUCCUGAGGCGGCGGCCCGGCAUGCUGCCACCAUCCUGGGUCUUGGGAGCUUCAUGGUCUGGUCCAAGCUGAGGGCCAAGGACCUCAACAGCUUCAUCACCCUGAAGAAGGCCGACAAGAAGCUAUUGAAAGAAGGUUCUAGCGACUGGAUCUAGCAGUAAAAUGGCUAGAUGGGCUGCCUCUCCUAGAGAUGGUGAUUAGUACUUUAAAAUUUAAGUUAUCGAUAUGUCUGUAUUUUCAAAUUUACCAUCUCUAUGGUAAAUGUAUUUACUAAAACUGAAUUGGUUUGUGAAAUGGCUAAUUAGAUUACCGCCAAAUUUGAAAAUGAAACGUAGAAAGGUUUCCAAGUCAUUUAAAAAAGU
Messenger RNA from Drosophila bipectinata, 1545 nucleotides. The record is from RefSeq and is a predicted model, not a curated record. Lineage: Eukaryota; Metazoa; Arthropoda; Insecta; Diptera; Drosophilidae.